AUGGCGUGCUGCUCAAAUGGUAGUAACGCCUUCCGGUGUUACUCCGAAACGCUGCGUUUUGAUCCCCGACGACAAUGCGGACGCUUAAACCCUAGUCCUUCCUCUCUCCUCUCCUUUAAUUCCUCCCCAAUUCUCGCGCAGAUUCUGGGUGCUUCUCCUCCACCUGUUUCCCGGCGGAAUUCUCUAGUAAGAGCAAAAAUGGCGGCGUCGGAAAGCUCGGUUAUCGGAAGCAAUAGAAUGCUGGUGUUCGUGCCACCACAUCCUUUGAUCAAACACUGGAUCUCCGUCCUGAGAAAUGAGGAAACUCCUUCUCCCAUUUUCAGGAAUGCAAUAGCUGAAUUAGGGAGACUAUUGAUAUAUGAAGCUUCACGAGAGUGGCUGCCAACCAUUGUAGGAGAAAUAAUGUCUCCAAUGGGUGUUGCUUCUGUUGAAUUCAUCGAUCCUAGAGAGCCUAUAGCGGUAGUUCCGAUAAUAAGAGCUGGUCUUGCUCUUGCGGAACACGCAUCCUCAGUUUUGCCUGCGAAUAAAGUCUACCAUUUAGGAAUAAGUAGGGAUGAGGAAACACUUUUGCCUUCGGUGUAUCUUAACAAGUUGCCUGAUGAAUUUUCCGAUAACUCAAGAGUCUUUUUGGUCGACCCAGUGCUUGCCACAGGCGGAACCAUAGUAGCAGCGAUGGAUCUAUUGAAGGAACGUGGUUUGUCUGUUGAGCAAAUCAAAGUGAUUUGUGCGAUUGCUGCACCUCCUGCACUAUCGAAGCUUAACGAGAAAUACCCAGGGCUUCAUGUAUAUACUGGAAUCAUCGAUCCUGAAGUCAAUGAUAAGGGGUGGAUAAUCCCUGGACUUGGAGACGCUGGAGACCGCAGUUUCGGGACAUGA
This is a messenger RNA of Microthlaspi erraticum, 876 nucleotides long. NCBI's taxonomy places the organism in Eukaryota, Viridiplantae, Streptophyta, Magnoliopsida, Brassicales, Brassicaceae. The record is from the annotation of a GenBank genome assembly.